Molecule: messenger RNA, 678 nt
Organism: Panicum hallii
Lineage: Eukaryota; Viridiplantae; Streptophyta; Magnoliopsida; Poales; Poaceae
Exons: 3
Coding region: 124-678 (184 amino acids)
Source: RefSeq, a predicted model, not a curated record
CAAGCAACCAUGGUGGCCAGCAUGGAGAUGCAGGCAUAGAAGGCACCUCCGCCCCUGCUGGCACCUCGAGCUCACAGUCCCUUUGAGCCACCUCGAGGUCUAGGCCCUUUGAGCCACCUCGCCAUGGGACCUCCGGACGAGCCGCCGGAGGCGUCACUGGAGAAGAAGCAGCUGCUGAGGGGCCGUAAGCGCAAGAGGUCGGCGCCGAAGGAUCCACCGGAGGGAGUGCCGGUGGAGGGCAUGACGGGAUCGCCGGUGAAGGAGCAGCUGCAAACUCCGUGGAAGGACAGGCUACGUCCUCGACGCGCGACUCCGCCAUCAGAGAGCGUCCGGCAGAACAGCGGGUCGCCACCCACAAGGAAAGCAGAGUGGUCACCGGAGGGCUUAUGCGUCGUGAGCUCUGAGCUCUACAAGAUUCGUACGAGCACCGGCGACGGGAUCUCUGGCUGUGAGAGUAGUGGAGCGUUGGUAUCGGAAAACGGAGGUUGGGGUGGAGCCAAAAGAGGGGAAGGGGUAUGCGUGGGGAAGUGCUCCAUCUACAUGGACUGCAACAUGGUGUGCAGGGACUUGCAGUACAAAGGAGGCAACUGCAUCUACUCAGGCCGCAGCAAUGUUUUGUUAGGUCCAGGUGGACGAACAGAGAGCAAUGUCCCUGAGAAAUGCUGCUGUUUUGCGUGA